AUGGUUCCUUUUUCACUGCCUGCCAGGGGCGAAAGUAUCUUUGGGGCCAUUAAUCUGCUUCAGCCGCGUGACGUCCGCCAGUUUCUCUAUCAUUUUCCGCCGCUGCCCAAACCUUCCUCGUCUGGAGGCUGCUCGGUGGCUACCGCCGGCCAAUCUGCCAACUUAAAGGGACAAUCGAGUGGUACAUUCGCCUCUGAUGAGGCUGGGCUUCACGUAUCACAACUUCCAGGCCAGCCGACAGCGCUGGGCAGGCUUGACAUUACUUGGCGCUCGACAAUGGGCGAGAGGGGCAGACUCCAGACAAGCACUCUUAAACACGUG
Protopolystoma xenopodis is the source of this 321-nucleotide messenger RNA. NCBI's taxonomy places the organism in Eukaryota, Metazoa, Platyhelminthes, Monogenea, Polystomatidea, Polystomatidae. The record is from the annotation of a GenBank genome assembly.